Leptopilina heterotoma is the source of this 1762-nucleotide messenger RNA. RefSeq names its product speckle-type POZ protein B-like. Gene Ontology annotation, cellular component: cytoplasm. The transcript is spliced from 2 exons. NCBI's taxonomy places the organism in Eukaryota, Metazoa, Arthropoda, Insecta, Hymenoptera, Figitidae. Gene Ontology annotation, molecular function: ubiquitin protein ligase binding. Bases 156 to 1256 code for a protein of 366 amino acids. Gene Ontology annotation, biological process: regulation of proteolysis; proteasome-mediated ubiquitin-dependent protein catabolic process. The record is from RefSeq and is a predicted model, not a curated record.
AUGCAUUUUUUCGGUAUAGGAAGAGUAAUGUUCAGUAUUAGAGAAAAUAUCAAAUAUUACAAAAAUUUGAAGGAAUAAAACAGUAUUUGUUAUAUAUUGUGAGGAAUAUAAUACGAUAAUACAUUAUUAUAUAGAGAAGUUUACAUGCAACAAUUAUGAGUAAGGAUAAUAUGAAGUUUAUUCCAACGUUUGUUCAAACAAGUGGGACGAUGAGUUACACUUCAAAAUUAAAAUUUCAAAAUUAUGAACUCAAUUGGAAGAUAGAAGAUUUUGAAUUGAUCUGCAAGACAGUUAAAAUAAUUCAGUCACCUAAAUUUCUAUCAGAAAGUUUAACCAAUUGCCAAUGGUGUUUAGAGUUACAGCCUACGGAAUUGACGGAGAACAAUAAAAAUGAGUUUCACAUUUAUUUAAAAAACACCAUUGGUAGUAAUGUAUACAUCAAUGCUGAAAUUUCCUUUUUCGACCAUGAAACUAAACUUCAAUCAUUUGUAGCCGACUAUAUAUUAAUGAGAUACAACAAUCUUCACUGGACUAAGACUGCAUCUGAAUUUCGAAAAAUUUUUGGCAAAACUAUUCCAAAAGAUGUUCUUCUCAAAUGCAAACUUAGAGUUUUUGAUUCACUAACAACGAUUGAAGAAGAACCGCCAAGUAAACGCAGAAAGUGUAACGAUCCAAUGGAAAAUAUGAAAAGUUUACUCGGUAAUGAAACUUUCAAAGAUGUUAAGUUCAAAGUAGCGAAUAGGGAAUUCACAGCCCAUAAAGCGAUACUCACCAUUCAAAGUCCCGUCUUCGCUGCGAUGUUCAACAGCAAAAUGAGUGAAGAGCUAACGUCGAUUGUUCAAAUAAAGGACAUAAAGCCGACAAUAUUUCAACAAAUGCUGAAUUUUAUCUACAAUGUCGAAAUUAAAGACUUGGACAAAGUGGCACUGGAAUUAUUUUACGCGGCCGAAAAAUACCAACUGGAAGAAUUGAAGACCAACUGCAUCAACAAUUUACACAAAAAUCUAUCUGCAAAAACAGUUAUCGAUACUCUUAAAAUGGCCGAUUUACAUUCACUCUCUGAGUUAAAGACCGAAUGUCUAAAACUAUUAUUAAAAGAAUGGGAUAUAAUUAGUGAGAAAAAAGAAUUGAAAAGUCUAAUUCAAAAUCGAGCGUAUUUAACAAUUGAAAUUGUGAACAUGCGUAAAAAAUUAGAUAAAGAAGUAAAUGCAGAAAGCAACAAGUCUCUAAAUUUGCCUUUCACUUUCCGUGAAUAAAGUUUGUUUUUAAUUACUUUUAAUAUAUAUUUUUUCGUCGUUUUGAGUGUUAUAAACACAAAAAUAUAUAAAUAUUUUAUUGCAAUAAAAAUCCAAUGAAUAUUAGAACAAGAAUUACUAUCAAUUCUUAAAGUCUUCGUGAAAUCAAAAAUAUGUGAUAUUUCUUCAAGUAUUAAUGGUAUUAAUAAUAAUUGUUGAGUCUUGAAAAUCGUAAAACGUAAAUCGUAAAUCGUACGAUUUACAUGAGAGUAAAUGAAAGAAACAUUUCUUUUCUAUCUCACCAAGUAAAAUUCACGAUUUACAUCUUACGAUUUUCAUUGUACUUUGGUACAUUACUUUAACGUUUUGUUUACUCUUUUUCAAAUUAAGAGUUAUUUAAUACAUAUUGCUUAAAUUAAAGAAAUAUUUUUUUAAAACAAGAUUGUGAUUUAAGCUACUUUGUUGUCUUGUAAGAAGUCAAAUAAAUUCUGUAAACUGAGAGAAAUAAAAAACUAUUUCUAUUGAAA